AUGUCUGUCCUCUGGGAGACAAUGUCGGGUCUUGCGCCGCUCAUCUACACACUGCCUCCAAAUCAUGUCGACGAGUAUGAAGAAGACUCUCUUCAGGAACCUUCAGAACCUGGUGAUCCAUUUGGACGAGAAUACUACAUGGGUGUCAAUCGACAUCGCUUAGAGUCUAAUGCUCGUCUAGCACUGAAUACCCGACGUCUGGAUCAUUACGCAAGGUUCAUCAAGCACGUAACCAUUCACAACGAGGACGCAUACUAUGCGACCUUGCAUGAUCUAUCCAUCCACAAGGUCUCGGGAUACCACCUGCUACCGGAAGUGCGCACUUUAGACCUUCAUCUUGACGCUGUGGGUGGACCAGAAGGUAUAUACAUGCUCCUCGGGCCUCGAGUGGAUGCCAUCUCUGUGCGAGUUGCAAAGGACGACGUCGGGCUCCGGUGGACCAUAGUACUAUUUACCAAGAUGUUCGCGAUCUGCCGCAACUUGCAGACCUUACAUGUCGACUUCGGCGACUGUCAUGAAGACGAUAUUUGUAUGAUCCUAGACACGAUUCGAGCCGCACGCCCCUCCCUCACGGCUCUCCAUCUCGGACGCAAAUAUUGGGUGUAUUCCCGGGCCAUGGGCAGCGAGCUGAUUGCGAGACUGCUGCGACUCAUCAGUGGCACCAUUCGUGAUUUCUCGUCGACUCUCCUCAUUAACUACGUUUCCGUCCAAUCGUUCAGUCUCUUCAGGAACCUUCAGAACCUGGUGAUCCAUUUGGACGAGAAUACUACAUGGUAUCUGACAUGCCCACAAGCUUUCUCCUUCCCAACAUUGCGGUCUCUUGAGAUCAUAACAGACUUCAUUUCUGAGAAGACGACUCUAUUCAUCCAUCGCAUACGGGCGGAGCACCUCCACACGCUAGCUAUCUUCCUCAUGACUUCGCUAGUAGACGGGUACUGGGGGGCGUGCCCAGCGAGAUAUCUCAACAAGUCGUUAUCGACAUGUGCCUUCUCGCAGACACUUUCAGUCGUCGCCAUACACCCUCGCCACUUCGCCAAUGACGGAUGGCGGCCACCUUACAGCAUCAUGAGUCCGUUGCUGGCGCUACCCAAACUCGCUGCGCUGUAUCUUCCGCGGCAGUGGGUGGCAGACGGUGUACUGGAAACCAUCACUGAAACAAGGCCGGAGAUCCAACUGUUAGAACAUUGUCCUCUGCACCCGCGAAUCUUCCCUGACAUCCCUGACGUACCGGUCUCCCGUUGA
This is a messenger RNA of Postia placenta MAD-698-R-SB12, 1242 nucleotides long. RefSeq lists its product as hypothetical. NCBI's taxonomy places the organism in Eukaryota, Fungi, Basidiomycota, Agaricomycetes, Polyporales, Adustoporiaceae. The transcript has 3 exons. Bases 1 to 1242 code for a protein of 413 amino acids. The record is from RefSeq and is a predicted model, not a curated record.